AUGUCAACCUUUGUUGUACCGCAAAUUCGUCCAGACGUUCCUCGCUCUUAUACUUAUCCAACCACCACAACAAAACGUCGCCGAAAAGAUACAUUUGUUGAACGAUUACUCAAGGAUCCAAUGCUUCAAACAAUGGCCGAUAUUGGCAAACAAGAAGCGAGCUAG
Messenger RNA from Racocetra fulgida, 165 nucleotides. The record is from the annotation of a GenBank genome assembly. Lineage: Eukaryota; Fungi; Glomeromycota; Glomeromycetes; Diversisporales; Gigasporaceae.